Messenger RNA from Haliotis rufescens (red abalone), 4554 nucleotides. RefSeq names its product protein FAM185A-like. The transcript is spliced from 7 exons. Lineage: Eukaryota; Metazoa; Mollusca; Gastropoda; Lepetellida; Haliotidae. The record is from RefSeq and is a predicted model, not a curated record. The coding region runs from base 193 to 1464 and encodes 423 amino acids.
AUACGUCCUCUUCGUUGAAUUUUAUCUGAAGGGAAUUCCACCGGAAGGGAUUUCCCAAAAUAUGAAAACGAGGCUGGGGAUUCCCUUACAGAUGUCGCUGUGAACAAGCGUUUCAAUGCAUAAUUAUUUUGUGUAGAAAAACAGCGAUUUCACUGAUAGAACUUAGGUCGGCGCUAGCCUGUCAAUCGUGACAUGUUUCAAUGUGUGUUAUCAAGGAUUGUAACACAAAGAUGUGCGUAUUUCCAACAUGGAAUAACCUGCCGAACGUUUCAAGCUGACGAAAUGAUAACAAAAUUAUUCCAACAAGCCUCACAAUCUCAUCGAAAAAUUCACCGAUCUGCAAUGAUGCUGGUUGCAAUGACUCGUAAGCACAAACCCGUUGUUUCAAAGAGAGUUUUAGCAAAAAAUCUUACUUUGACAACUGGCGAAUUGUCCGUUGCAAGCAGAUUAAUAGAAAAAUGGAUUUACGAAGUGGACCCUUUCGGUAAACUUGACAUUAAUGUCCCGUUUGACGUUGAAAUCUCAACUCUAAAUCCACAGGAAUAUCCGGAAAUGAACAAGGCGUUAAUAACAAUACUCACCAAGGAAGAUGGUCAGAAUGACAAAGCCAGAUCAUUCGCAGACAUUUACAACUUAAAGAUAGAUUUAUGUGGUGAUAAGAAGAACCUAACAGUGACGACCGCCAUGGCAGACGGGAUAGUCCUACCUGUGAUAUGCAGCAUUAAACUGCCGCUGAAGUUUGAUGUGAGAGUGAGAAAUACACAGCCAUGUGAUGUGUCCAUCAAGAAGACGGAGUGUGCUGAUAUUGAUGUGGUGCUCACAAAGGGAGACUGCCUGUUGAAGAGUGUGAAGAGUGGCCGGGUGGCAGUGGAAUGUAGUAAUGGGAAUAUCACAAGUGACUCUCUGCUGCAGGGCAACAUCAAACUCAGAGCCGCAGGAAAAGGGUAUAUCAAGGGGAAACGCUUCCAGGGUUCAACUGUAGAGUGUAUCACAGAUGCGGGAGACUUACAUAUAGGGGCCAUCUAUGCAGACAAGAGUCACUUCUUCAGUUGCCAUGGUGAUGUACAUCUUGGUUCUUGCCAUGGAAAUACUGAUGUAAAAAUUGACACUGGGAGCCUCACUGUAGAUACUUUAAAUGGAGAUUUGACUGCUGCAAUUGACAAUGGCAAUAUUGAUGUCUUCAUAGAGCGACACGACAAAGUAGAUGUGUCUUGUGGUGCAGGUGACAUCAGUCUGAAAUGCAGAAAAGACCUAGAAUCCGAAAUGAGAGUCAUAGCUGAUUCCAUGGCUGUUGAUGAUGACAUCAAGUUUGACCACACGACAUCAUCUCACGAAGGUCAAACCAAACAUGAAGGUUUUCUCACCAGCCAAGGGGGAGGGGAGAUAUGUGCACACACAAGGAAAGGAGCAGUCAGGAUCACUUGUCACAACUGGUUAUCUUCCCUUGGUCUCAAGUUUGACUGAUCCACGUCUGCUACAGCUAGAAUAUCACUACUGGCGGUUCAUGGCACAACUGGUUAUCUUCCCUUGGUCUCAAGUUUGACUGAUCCACGUCUUCUACAGCUAGAAUAUCACUACUGGCGGUUCAUGGCACAACUGGUUAUCUUCCCUUGGACUCAAGUUUGACUAAUCCACGUCUGCUACAGCUAGAAUAUCACUACUGACAGUUAAUGGCACAUCUGGUUAUCUUCCCUUGGACUCAAGUUUGACUGAUCCACGUCUGCUACAGCUAGAAUAUCACUACUGGCGGUUCAUGGCACAUCUGGUUAUCUUCCCUUGUUCUCCAGUUGGACUUAUCCACGUCUGCUACAGCUAGAAUAUCACUACUGAAAAUAAUGGCACAACUGGUUAUCUUUCCUUGGUCUCCAGUUUGACUGAUCCACGUCUGCUACAGCUAGAAUAUUACUACUGACAGUUAAUGGCACAUCUUCCCUUGGUCUCCAGUUUGACUGAUCCACAUCUGCUACAGCUAGAAUAUCACUACUGACAGUUAAUGGCACGUCUUCCCUUGGUCUCCAGUUUGACUGAUCAACGUCUGCUACACCUAGAAUAUCACUACUGACAGCUAAUGGCACAUCUUCCCUUGGUCUCCAGUUUGACUGAUCAACGUCUGGUACAGCUAGAUUAUCACUACUGACAGUCAUGGCACAACUGUGACUAUAUCAUCCUCAACAUCUCCAGGGCUCGCAAUUCAGCAAGCCUAUACUAAGCCCUGGAUCCAUUCCAUGUUCUCGCAAUCUCAAUUUACCCUCCUUCAUUUUCAUUAACAUUUUACCGACCAAUCAAAUGUGGAGAUAAGGAAUAAGGAAAUAGGCAGAUUGCAGGGAAUGCUUGGAAGCAAAGGGACUUGCCACCAUCAGUGUUAAUAGACAUGAAGAGAUCCUUUCCAUCAAAAACAUUAUUUAGGGCUUUCUUUCUCAUGUCAGUCAGCUUUUCAAUGUUGGAUUUCUUGCAUGCUCUAUCAUAAUCAGUGGUACUGGUCGCCAUGUUGUUGAUAUUGCUGAUCCAAAUUUUGAGGCUGUUUUGUAACUCGCAUUCUGAUUGGUCCGUUAGACUGAGUAGCACAGUAAAUCAAAGUGAUUUAUGGAAAUCAGGGGCGGUUAAUUUGAGAUUGCAAGAACCACGUGAACGGAUCCAUUUGGCUUUACGCUACUUUUAUCAACUUUCAAGCAAUAUCACGGCAGGUACUUUUAUCAUUAAACAAAGAACAUGUCUUCACUAGAAUGGGUCCCUUCUUUGAAAAACUUUCAGCCAAGAUUAGUCACAGGUCAAGGUUACUCUUUUUCAUCCUCAUUCCGAGGCACAUUUACCUCUACAGCCCUGAUGACUUAUAUAUAAAUAUAUAUAUAUAUAUAUAUAUAUAUGAAUCCCUCAUCAAAUGUCAGUCAUCUUUGAGGUCAUUGUGGAGUGGUUGUGUCAUUCAUUGCCAGUCACUGUUGCACCUUAGUUGAUGUUAGAUGAUGUCAUACUGGUAUUUGUUCCUUUCACAAUACAUGCUACACUAACCAUGUUGCCAAAUUCAGAUGUGACAUCGCCAGAUUAUAAAGCAUAUGUCUUUCUUAUAAAGCACUGAGCAUUCUGUACUGUACUAGGCCUCCUGAAGUAUUCACAUUACAUCAUAAGUUUAUUUGGGUUUCUUAUUAGCCUAGUUGGGCGUUUGGUUGGUUUGUUGUUGAACGCUGCACUCAGCAAUGUUCCAGCUAUAUGACAGCAGUCUGUAAAGAAUCAAGUCUAGACCAGACAAUCCAAUGAUUGACAUCAUGAACAUCACUCAACACAAUUGGGAUACCAGGACAACCAAGGAUCCACCUGGUCCAUUUAGUUAUCUCUCAUGACAAGCAUGGGGACCUAUAUUCCAGCCCAGAAUCCCCAUGGGGUGGACAAGCAUAAAUUGCAGGGGAUCCCUAUUCAAACCCAGAAUCCCCAGUUCCCUAUCCAUAGACAUGGUACUUUCAAGUUUAAGCUUUUUCUGUAGUUAGCAUGUGUUUGCCCAACUGGAAGUUAUAAGUUAAGACUGAAGGCUACUUCUGAUUGUGAAAGUACUUGCAAACACCACUAGUUGCAGUUUAUUACGUUGGCACAUGGAGGUUUCAGCCAAGUACAUAUACAAGUCAGCAUGGUAAACACUAUCACUGAAUAACAGACUUCUGAGUCAGGAAUUACAUAUUUGACUGACUGGAGUGAAAAGGUAAUAAAAUUAGCAUCAUUUUUUUGGUAUUUAUCUGUCCAUAAGCAUUUUUAUUUUCUCACAACACCGACCAAAAAUGAAAUAAAUUAUGCCCAAAAUGAUAUGAACAAAACUUGAUCUACACAUAUAUAUUUUGACUGACACAAGCUAUUAUGUUUGCAAGCCCGAAGUGAUGCAGGUCUCAGACGUUUACCACUUUGGUGAAACCCACGAGCACGGGUAUGGUGCUGACAAAACCUAGAAACAUGAUCGGGGCGUACCGAGAUUCGAACCCACAAUCAUAGGUUUCUGGCGUGCCCAAGGGCCGCAACUCUGCACAGUGAAUCGCGGCGCCUUAGACGACUGGGCCCACCAAGCCAAGGAGAUUUAAACUUUUAUCAAUGAUUGUUGAUAUGUUUGAUAUCAAAAGACACUCUGGUGAGAUUCUAUUUUUUCAUCCAAAAUCAUUCUUCAAACUUUUUUAGUUUGUAGACAGUUAAAAGCAUGUCUGAAGUGUAAAAUGUACUGCUAACCAGCUUCAGUAGCAGAGCCAUUAGUGAUGUCAUUUGAUAGUGAUGUCAUGGUAACCGAUGAUGUCACAAUGGUAAGCACUGUGAAGCAAUGUCAGUGCAGCAGUACCUCCUGUUGGAGCCAGCUUUGGAUGAUAAAUGGCGUUCUCUAUGGCAUGUGUUUUGCAUGGAAAAUAUUGUUAAAAUAUAUCAAAGUCUUAGUCAAUGUUCACAUGUGUAUCGCAUCAAUUACAUGCAACAGGGCCAGCAUGUCACUUCCAAUUUCUCUCCUUUCCAAUGGUACUUGCAAUCAGUUUGUGUGGGUGCGCUAUCAGGUCACUGUAUAAUGUAACGAAAUAAAAGUGUUCCACAACUGCA